Molecule: messenger RNA, 8985 nt
Organism: Symphalangus syndactylus (siamang)
Lineage: Eukaryota; Metazoa; Chordata; Mammalia; Primates; Hylobatidae
Gene: MYO1D
Product: myosin ID
Biological process (GO): actin filament-based movement; actin filament organization; endocytosis
Cellular component (GO): plasma membrane; microvillus; myosin complex
Molecular function (GO): microfilament motor activity; ATP binding; actin filament binding
Source: RefSeq, a predicted model, not a curated record
CCCGAGCGCGCCCACCUGAGCCCCCGCGCCGGCGCCAUGGCGGAGCAGGAGAGCCUGGAAUUCGGCAAGGCAGACUUCGUGCUGAUGGACACCGUCUCCAUGCCCGAGUUCAUGGCCAACCUCAGGCUCAGAUUUGAAAAAGGGCGCAUCUAUACGUUCAUUGGAGAAGUCGUCGUUUCUGUGAACCCUUACAAGUUGUUGAACAUCUAUGGAAGAGACACAAUUGAGCAGUAUAAAGGCCGUGAGCUGUAUGAGAGACCGCCUCAUCUUUUUGCUAUUGCGGAUGCUGCUUACAAGGCUAUGAAGAGGCGAUCAAAAGACACUUGUAUUGUGAUAUCAGGGGAAAGUGGAGCUGGUAAAACGGAAGCCAGUAAGUACAUUAUGCAGUAUAUUGCGGCCAUCACCAACCCCAGUCAGAGAGCAGAGGUUGAAAGAGUGAAGAAUAUGUUGCUUAAGUCCAACUGUGUUUUGGAAGCUUUUGGAAAUGCCAAAACCAACCGUAAUGACAACUCAAGCAGGUUUGGAAAAUACAUGGAUAUCAACUUUGACUUCAAGGGUGACCCUAUUGGUGGGCAUAUCAAUAACUACUUACUAGAAAAGUCUCGAGUGAUUGUGCAACAGCCAGGAGAAAGAAGCUUUCAUUCUUUCUAUCAGCUACUCCAAGGAGGUUCAGAACAAACACUACGCUCUCUACAUCUCCAGAAAUCCCUUUCAUCCUAUAACUAUAUUCAUGUGGGAGCUCAAUUAAAGUCUUCUAUCAAUGAUGCUGCCGAAUUCAAAGUUGUUGCUGAUGCCAUGAAAGUCAUUGGCUUCAAACCUGAGGAGAUCCAAACAGUGUAUAAGAUUUUGGCUGCUAUUCUGCACUUGGGAAAUUUAAAAUUUGUAGUAGAUGGUGACACGCCUCUUAUUGAGAAUGGCAAAGUAGUAUCUGUCAUAGCAGAAUUGCUCUCUACUAAGACAGAUAUGGUUGAGAAAGCCCUUCUUUACCGGACCGUGGCCACAGGCCGUGACAUCAUUGACAAGCAGCACACAGAACAAGAGGCCAGCUACGGCAGAGAUGCCUUUGCCAAGGCAAUAUAUGAGCGCCUUUUUUGUUGGAUCGUUACUCGCAUCAAUGAUAUUAUUGAGGUCAAGAACUAUGACACCACAAUCCAUGGGAAAAACACUGUUAUUGGUGUCUUGGAUAUCUAUGGCUUUGAAAUCUUUGACAACAACAGUUUUGAACAAUUCUGCAUCAAUUACUGCAAUGAGAAACUGCAGCAGCUAUUUAUUCAGCUGGUUCUGAAGCAAGAACAAGAGGAAUACCAGCGGGAAGGGAUCCCCUGGAAACACAUUGACUACUUCAACAAUCAGAUCAUUGUUGACCUCGUGGAGCAACAGCACAAAGGGAUCAUUGCAAUCCUUGAUGAUGCUUGCAUGAAUGUCGGCAAAGUCACCGAUGAAAUGUUUCUUGAAGCACUUAACAGUAAAUUGGGCAAGCACGGCCAUUUUUCCAGCCGAAAGCUCUGUGCCUCAGACAAAAUUCUGGAGUUUGAUCGAGAUUUUCGAAUUCGACAUUAUGCAGGCGAUGUAGUCUAUUCUGUCAUUGGUUUUAUUGACAAAAAUAAAGAUACUUUAUUUCAAGAUUUCAAGCGCCUUAUGUAUAACAGUUCAAAUCCUGUGCUCAAGAAUAUGUGGCCUGAAGGCAAACUGAGCAUUACAGAGGUGACCAAGCGACCUCUGACUGCUGCUACCUUGUUUAAGAAUUCUAUGAUUGCUCUAGUAGACAACCUUGCAUCAAAGGAACCAUACUACGUUCGUUGCAUCAAACCCAAUGACAAGAAAUCUCCACAGAUAUUUGAUGAUGAACGCUGCCGGCACCAAGUAGAAUAUCUUGGACUACUGGAAAAUGUGAGAGUGCGUCGGGCAGGAUUUGCCUUCCGCCAGACAUACGAGAAGUUUCUGCACAGGUAUAAGAUGAUCUCUGAAUUCACCUGGCCCAACCAUGACCUUCCUUCAGACAAAGAGGCUGUCAAGAAACUGAUUGAACGGUGUGGUUUUCAGGAUGAUGUAGCUUAUGGGAAGACCAAAAUUUUCAUUCGAACACCCCGAACAUUGUUUACCUUGGAAGAACUCCGUGCCCAGAUGCUCAUAAGGAUUGUCCUCUUUCUACAAAAGGUGUGGCGGGGCACCCUGGCCCGCAUGCGGUACAAAAGAACCAAGGCAGCUCUAACCAUAAUCAGGUACUACCGGCGCUACAAAGUGAAAUCGUACAUCCACGAGGUGGCCAGACGCUUCCAUGGCGUCAAGACCAUGCGAGACUACGGGAAGCACGUGAAGUGGCCAAGCCCUCCUAAAGUUCUUCGCCGUUUUGAGGAGGCCCUGCAGGCGAUUUUCAAUAGAUGGAGAGCAUCCCAGCUCAUCAAGAGCAUUCCGGCCUCAGACCUGCCCCAGGUCAGGGCAAAGGUUGCAGCCAUGGAAAUGUUGAAGGGUCAAAGGGCUGACCUCGGACUCCAGAGGGCCUGGGAGGGCAACUAUCUUGCUUCAAAGCCAGAUACACCUCAGACCUCAGGCACUUUUGUCCCUGUUGCUAAUGAAUUGAAACGGAAGGACAAAUACAUGAAUGUCCUCUUUUCCUGUCACGUCCGUAAGGUAAAUCGAUUUAGUAAGGUGGAAGACAGAGCAAUUUUUGUCACUGACCGUCACCUAUAUAAAAUGGAUCCCACUAAACAGUACAAGGUGAUGAAGACUAUCCCUCUAUACAAUUUGACUGGUCUUAGUGUCUCCAAUGGAAAGGACCAACUUGUAGUGUUCCAUACAAAAGACAACAAAGACCUCAUUGUCUGCCUCUUCAGCAAACAGCCAACCCAUGAGAGUCGAAUUGGAGAACUUGUUGGGGUGCUGGUGAAUCAUUUCAAGAGUUUAGACGUGGCUUCUCUUUCUCGCAACAAACACAUAUUUGGAAUCAGAUGUCCACAUAUCUAAUUCUAUUGUGUUCAUUUUGGCUGAUAAAUGUAUAGAGCAUAAUUUUGGAAGUGGGCUGCACAGACCAUUUAUUUUAUGUUAUUGCACCUUGCAUUCUAGAUCAAAGUAGAUCUUUAAAUAUUUUCUAUCAUUAAAUGCUUUUAGAUGCUAUAAGUAAAGUAAUACUUAAUGGUCAUUUGUGGGGAAAAAAUAAGAAAGUAAUUACCAAAAAUAAUAAUAAACACAUAGGCUUUUGAAAAUUCCUUUCCAUCUGCCAAAUAAAUGUAAAGCUAAGAAAAAUUUAAAAAGUUUAGAAUGUGGCCAGGCGCAGUGGCUCACGCCUGUAAUCCCAGCACUUUGGGAGGCCGAGGCGGGCGGAUCACGAGGUCAGCAGAUCGAGACCAUCCUGGCUAACAUGGUGAAACCCCGUCUCUACUAAAAAUACAAAAAAUUAGCUAGGCUUGGUGGCGGGCACCUGUAGUCCCAGCUACUCGGGAGGCUGAGGCAGGAGAAUGGCGUGAACCCGGGAGGCGGAGCUUGGCGUGAGCCGAGAUCGUGCCACUGCACUCCAACCUGGGCGACAGAAGGAGACUCCGUCUCAAAAAAAAAAAAAAAAAGUUUAGAAUGUAAGGAAAAGACAUAAAGAAGGCAUCUCUGCAAUAAAUGUCUAUAACUCAAAUAAGCAAGCUUAUUUUCCUGCUAAUAUUUAUAGCAAAGUAUAGAAAAUUAAAAGAAUUUUAAUUUGUUACUCUUAAUUUGGAUACCAGUACUAAUGAAUGCAAGAGGUUUUGCCUGGGAAAUUGAAGUAUUUUAUCUCUAUCUGGGUGCUUAUUUAGCAAAUUCUGAUCUAUUAAGUGCCUUCUACAAGUGACAGAAAUACGUGAAUCUGGACGUAGAUUUCAUCAGUUGCUUUCUUUUCCUAGCUAGCAUAUGCAUGCUGAGGUACAUUUCUAGGCAUAUGCCCUCUAUCUUUAAUGUAUGUAAGGAUUUUUAAUUUCUUUAAAAUUUAUAAAUGUAAAGAGAAGACUAUCAAGAUGCUAGGAUUUUUUUGAUGGAUUUUUUUUUUUUUUUAAUUCUUGGUGUUUCUAUCUUAUGAAUUAAGAGUGAAGUGGAAAUGAGAUAAAAUCUUUCCUCCCAGACCCCAGAAAAGUCAGGCUUGAAAUUUUGACUUAGAGUUUUAGUCAUCAACUUACUAUUGACUUUUUGGGAAAAGGUUAAUUUGAUUUUUUCUAGCAAUUUUCCUUUAUUGUCAAUUAUCAUAUCAUUGCCAUGACAUUGAAAUUCACGUUGUAUUUUAUAAGCAUAAUGUUGUGGCUCAUAAUCUUAUUUGUCCCUGAGUUAAUUAUGGAAAUCCAAAGGUUCGAGAGGGAAUUGGCUUCAGACCAAUUCUUUAUCUUCCAGAUAAUUUCCCUAAAGUACAUUCUGAGAUGUGUUCUUGUCAGCAGUUGGGAGGAAAGGGCCCAAAACUUCCCAAGGCUGAGGAAAGAACCAGCUAAGAGGACCAGAGGGAACAGUGCCCAGCCUCACAAAGAGCCAGGAGUAGUUUCUGAUCUAACAAGGCAGACUAAAGAACUUCGUCAUUCACAGGGUAAUUGGGUAGAGUACUCAGAAGGGUUUUGCCUCAGUAGGGGGGAAUAAUUGGCCCUAGAAUAAAUGCUGCUCUGGUACCGCCUAAUAAAUCUUAAAAGCAAGACCCAAAAGGAUCAAACUGCUUCCAAGUAACUUAGCUACGUCCUGAAACAAAGCUCAUGUAUAUUUAUAAAAAUACAAAAAUAUCCAUACCCAACAGGUAAAAUUCACAAUGUCUGACAUCCAGUCAAAGAUUAUGGGCAUGCAAAUAGGAAAAUACAGUCCAUUAUGAGGGAGAGAAUCAUCCCUUUGAAACCAACCCAGAACAGACAAAGACACUAGAAUUAGCAGAUACAGACAUUGUAAGUCAUUAUAACUAGAUUUCAGAUGUUUAUAAGUUAACUAGAGAUAUGGAAGAUGUAAAAAAAAGACCCAAAUCGAACUUCUAGAUGAAAAAUACCUGAUGUUUGAAAUAUUCCAUGAUUUGAAAAGAAAACAAAACAAGACAAAGCCUGUCCUCAAAUAAAUUUUUCCUCAUCACCAUGAGCUGAAGCCAGAACUUUCCUGGCAUUUCCUUUCACAUGAAUCUUGAAAUAAAAACCAACUAAGUAUAAAUUAGUCUCUCUUUCACCUCCUGCAGUCUUUAUUCAAUCCGGACUCAUUAUUUCUGCCUCUCCAAGUACACACCCACAUAUUUCAUGUUUGCUAAAACAUUUGAAGUAAAGUACAGGCAUACCUCGUCUUACUGUUCUUUGCAUUAUUACACUUCACAGAUAUUGUGGUUUUUAUAAAUUGAAGGUUUGUGGCAACCCUGCAUUGAACAAGUCUAUUAGUGCCGUUUUUCCAACAGCAUAUGCUCACUUUGUGUCUCUGGACACUGGAAGAAGAUGCCAUCUAGAACUUUCGUAGCCAGAGAGGAGGUCAAUGCCUAGCUUCAAAGGACAGGCUGACUCUUUCGUUAGGAGCUAACAAAUUGCCACAGCAAUUUUGAUAAUUCUCAUAAUAUUUCAAAACUUUAUAUUGUUAUUAUCUGCUAUGGUGGUCUUUGAUCAGUGAUCUUUGUUAUUACUGUAAUCAUUUCAGGGCACCACAAACUGUACCCGUGUGGGUACAGACUUAACUGAUCAAUAUUGUGUGCGUUCUGACUGCUCCACUGACCAUCUAUUCCCUCGUCUCUCUUCCUCUCCUCAGGCUCCCCUAUUCCCUGAGAUACAACAAGAUUGAAAUUAGGUCAGUUAAUAACCCCACAAUGGCUUUUAAAUGUUCAAGUGAAUGGUAGAGUUGCACAUCUCUCAGUUUAUUUUAAAAACUAGAAAUGAGCCAGUAUCAUGGCUCAUUCCUGCGACCCCAGCACUUUGGGAGGUUAAAGCAGGAGGAUUGCUUGAGGCCAGGAGUUCCAGACCAAGGUCUGCGCAACACAGUGAGACUCCACCUCUACAAAAACAUUUAAAAAUCAGUCAAGCAUGGCGGCACACACCUGUAGUCUGUAGUCCCAGCUACUUAAAUAGGCUCAAUUCAAGGCUGCAGUGAGCCAUGAUUGUGCCACUGCACUCCAACCUGGGCGACAGAACAAGACCCUGUCUCAAAAAAAGAAAAAAAGGGAAAAGAAAAAGCUAGAAAUGAUUAAGCUUAGUGAGGAAGGCAGGUUGAAAGCUGAGAUAGGCCAAAAGCUGGGCCUCUUAAAUUAAACAGCCCAGUUGUGAAUGCAAAGGAAAAGUGCUGCUGCAGUGAACACGUGAAUAAUAACAAAGUGAAACAGUCUUAUUGCUGAUACGGAGAAAGUUUGAGUGGUCUGGAUAGAAGAUCAAACCAGCCACAACAUUCCCUUAAACCAAAGCCUAAUGCAGAGCAAGGCCCUAAACUGUCUUAAAUUCUUUGAAGGCUGAGAGAGGUGAGGAUGCUGCAGACAAAAAGUGGAAGCUAACAGAGGUUGGUUCAUGAGAAUUAAGAAAAGAAGACAUUUCCAUAACAUAAAAGUGCAAGGUGAAGCAGCAAGUGAUGAUGGAGAAGCUGUGGCAAGGUAUUCAGAAGACCUAGCUAAGAUAAUUGAUUAAGGUGGCUACACGAAACAACAGAUUUUUCAAUGCAGACAAAAUAGCCUUACACUGGAAGAAGAUGCCAUCUAGGACUUCCAUAGCUAGGGAGGAGAAGGUCAAUGUCUAGCUUCAGAGGACAGGCUGACUCUUUUGUUAGGAGCUAAUGCAGCUAGUGUGUUUAAGUUGAAGCCAGUGCUCACUGACUGUUCCAAAAAUCCCAGGGCCCUUAAAAUUACACAAAAUCUACUCUGCCUGUGCUCUAUAAAUGAAACACAAGGCCUGGAUGACAGCACAUCUGUUUAUAGCACAGUUUGCUGAAUAUUUUAAGCCCACUGUUGAGACCUGCUGCUCAGAAAAAAAAAAAAGAUUCCUUUCAAAACAUUACUACUCUUUGAUAAUACAUCUAGUUAUCCAAGAGCACUGACGGAAAUGUACAAGGCUUGAUUAAUGUUGUUCCCAUGCCUACAAACACAGCAUCUAUUGUACAGCCCGUGGAUAAAGGAGUAAUUUCAACUUUCAAGCCUAAUUAUUUAAGAAACACAUUUCAUGGCUGGGCAUGGUGGCUCACGCCUAUAAUCCCAACACUUUUGGAGGCCGAGGUGGGCUGAUCACCUGAGGUCAGGAGUUUGAGACCAGCCUGGCCAACAUGGUGAAACCCCGUCUCUACUAAAAAUACAAAAAUUAGCCGGGCAUGGUGGCAUGCACCUGUAAUCCCAGCUACUUGGGAUGCUGAGAUAGGAGAAUUGCUUGAACCUGGGAGGCAGAGGUUGCAGUGAGUCAAGAUCACACCACUGCACUCCAGCCUGGGCAACAGAGUGAGACUCUGUCUCAAAAAAAAACAAAAGGAAAGAAAAACAUUUCAUACGGCCACAGCUGCCAUAAAUAGUGAUUCCUCUGAUGGAUCUGGGCAAAGUAAACUGAAAACCUUCUGGAAAGGAUUCACCAUUCUAGAUGCCACUAAGAACAUUUGUGAUUCAUGGGAGGAGGUCAAAAUAUUAAUACUAACAGAAGUUUGGAAAACAUCGAUUCCAACUCUCAUGGAUGACUUUGAGGGGUUCAGGACUUCAUUGGAGGAAGUUAUUGCAGAUGUGGUAGAAAUAGCAAGAGAACUAGAAUUAGAAGUGGAGCCUGAAGAUGUGACUGAAUUGCUGCAGUCUCAUGAUAAAACUUGAAUAGAUGAGGAGUAGCUUCUUAUGGAAGAGCAGAGAAAGUGGUUUCUUAAGAUGGAAUCUACACCUGAUGAAGAUGCUAUUAACGUUGUUGAAAUGAUGACAAAGCAUCUAAAAUAUUAUAUGAACUUAGUUGAUAAAGCAGUGACAGGGUUUGAGAGGAUUGACUCCAAUUUUGAAAGACAUCCUAUUAUGGGUAAAAUGCUCUCAAACAGCACUGCAUGCUAUAGAGAAAUCUUUCAUGAAAGCAAGAGUCAAUGAAUGUGGCAAACUUCAUGGUUAUCUUAUUUAAAGAAAUUGCCACAGCCACCCCGGCCAUCAGCAGCCACCACCCUGAUCAGUAAGCAGCCAUCAACAUCAAGACAAGACCCUCCAACAGCAAAAACAUUACAACUCACUGCAGACUCAGAUGAUCAUUAGUAUUUUUAGCAUUUUUUGUUCUUCUUUAAUAUCCGCUUAAUUAAAGGAGCACUCUCAUUGGAUUUAACUGAACAUUCAACCGGCUUCUCUGUUAUAGUUUGCUUAUGUUCUUUUUAAAUCACGCUUUCAUUAUUGUUUUUAAUUAAAGUAUGUACAGUAUUUAGACAUGAUGCUAUUGCACACUUAAUAGACUAUGGUAUAAUGUAAACAUAACUUUUAUAUGCACUGGAAAACGAAAAAAAAUUGUGUGACUUGCUUUAUUGUGAUAUUCACUUUAUCGCAGUGGUCUGCACCCAAACCCAAAAUAUCUCCAGGUUAUGCCUGUACAUUCCAAAAGGUGACAUUAAGAAUAUAUAACAACCAGUAUGGCUCAAGCGCAGACCAGUCAGAACAGACACCAUCCAGAAACACCUGAUACCAGCAAGUCCAGGCUGUAUUCCACAAAUCAAAAAUUCCACCAUGGGGUGGGAAGACCCAAAGUCAAAUACAUUUGGGAUAUGCUAAUGAAGUCAAACGGGUUUCUUUUUUGUUCUUUUUUGAAACAGAGUCUUGCUGUGUCACCCAGGCUGGAGUGCAAUGGUGCAAUCUUGGCUCACUGCAACCUCCACUUCAUGUAUUCAAGCAAUUCUCGUGCCUCAGGCUCCUGAGUAGCUGGAAUUGCAGGCGUGUGUCACCAUGCCCAGCUAAUUUUUGUGUUUUUAGUAGAAAUGAGAUUUGGCCAUGCUAGCCAGGCUGGUUUCGAACUCCUGGCCUCAAGCAGUCCACCCACCCUGGCCCCGCAAAGUGCUGGGAUUACAAGCGUGAGCCACUGUGCCUGGCCCUAACAGGUUUCUUUACUGUAGUACCUC